Molecule: messenger RNA, 9559 nt
Organism: Gopherus flavomarginatus (Mexican gopher tortoise)
Lineage: Eukaryota; Metazoa; Chordata; Testudines; Testudinidae
Gene: SYNPO2L
Product: synaptopodin 2 like
Exons: 4
Coding region: 236-3454 (1072 amino acids)
Biological process (GO): positive regulation of actin filament bundle assembly
Cellular component (GO): actin cytoskeleton; Z disc; nucleus
Molecular function (GO): actin binding
Source: RefSeq, a predicted model, not a curated record
CAGCAGCUGAGAGUGCAGAAGAGCAGGGAGGCUGGGCUCAUCGGUUUGAAGUCUCCUCUUGUGUGUCUGAGCUUGAGAGAGAAAGUGAGGAGAGGGCUUUUCGGGGGACUCCAGAGGAGGUGGAUGCCAUUUGUGGAGAUGGAAUGGGGAGUCGCCACCCCGUAAGAGCUGGGGUUUUGCUUUGAAGAGUGGAAGAGGUUAUCAGAGAAGGAAAGAAACCAAAAGUGCUGAAGUCAUGGGAGCCGAAGAGGAGGUGCUGGUCACGCUGUCUGGAGGGGCCCCCUGGGGCUUCAGGCUGCAGGGGGGCUCUGAGCAGAAAAGACCUCUUCAGGUGUCAAAGAUCCGCAAGAGAAGCAAAGCCUGCCGAGGAGGCCUGUGGGAAAACGACGAGCUGGUGUCCAUCAAUGGGGAGCUAUGCACUGGCCUUUCCCACGCCAGCGCCAUGCACAUCAUCGACUCCUCCAGCGACACGCUCCACAUUUGUGUGAAAAGGAUGGCUGGCAGAGACCGGUCUGGCACGCGGCCCCUGCACUCACUUUCCCCUGGGCAGCCUCGAGUACUCUCCGCACCCUCCCCAGUCAGCCCAGAGCCAGCUGGUCCCCCAACCAUCACCCCACCUGAGCCACAGCGCAGGCGGCAGCAGCAGCUGGGGAGCCUGACCUCGCCCCCCGACAGCGAGGCGUACUAUGGUGAGACGGACAGUGACGCUGACAACAUUGCCCAGGAGAAGCACCGGCGGGCCCGCAAGAAGAGCCCUCGCUCUCCACCUGGAGGCUCCAACAACAAGCCAGGCGAGCCACAGGAUGAGGUGUCUCUGUCUGAGCUGAGUGGCUAUGACAGCACCCCAGAGGCAGCAGUGCAGGCCGGAGAGGGAGGAGAGAACAUGAGUGGUGUGGCCGAGAGAGAGAUUGUGAAGCAGCCCAGCAGCCUCACGGACACCCCUUUCUCAGAGAGUGAGGUGCUGCUGCAGCCGUCCCCAGCAGAGAGCAGAGAGCUCUCCCCAGAGGCCAUGCUCCUGCCCCAUGCCACCAGGACCAUCCGAGCAGAGCGCCACCUCAUCCCCAUGGUGGGGCCAGUAGAACACCCAGUCGAUGAAGAUUUAACCACCACCUAUGCAGAGAAAGCCAAACUAGCUAAGCUGCACCGCAGUGAGAGCACACAGGAGAAGAAUGUGAAAGAAGCCAAAACCAAAUGUAGGACAAUUGCGUCCCUACUGACGGAUGCGCCGAACCCCCACUCCAAGGGCGUGCUGAUGUUCAAGAAGCGCAGGCAGAGAGCUAAGAAGUACACUCUGGUCAGCUUUGGGAGCGUCGACGAGGACCGCUGUUAUGAGGAGGAGGAUGGUGUCUUCCCAACCAGUGAGUCAGAAUUUGAUGAGGAAGGCUUCUCAGAUGCCCGAAGCUUAACCAACCACUCGGACUGGGACAACACUUACCUGGACAUUGAAAAGCCCAAGCUGGAGUCUGAGCAGCAGCAGGGGCGGACGCAGCAGGGUCUGAGUGAAGCCUCCGGCAGAGGAGCACGGUUAUUUGAGCAGCAGAGGGAGAGGGCUUGUCAGUAUAUGGUGGAGAAAGCCCCAGCUCAGAAGCCAGAGAGCCAUCAGCCAUCGCCAGGUGUCGUGCCAACGCAGAGUGUGAUGAAUGGAGAAGUGCCUACUCCACAGAAGGCCAGCACGGCCCCACUGAGUAUCCAUGUGGAAGCAGUGCAGUUAUCCAGCAAGCUGCCGUCAUCUACCUCUGCUCAGGUCCAGUCUCCACUGGGCAGCAUUGGAGGAGGUGCUCAGCCAUCUCCAGGCACAGAGGGCCUCUUCAACAGAUCCGCACGGCCCUUCACUCCUGGCUUUUCAGGGCAGCGUCCUGUGACUUCUUCUGUCAUCUUCAGGCCUUUGGCUCCCAAGAAAAGUGGUGGCAGUCUGGGAGGACAGAGCACCGCUGCUCCACCUUUCUCACCAGGAACUCCUGUGCCACCUUCCACUGCACCAGUGAUGGCACACAAUGGUCCAGCAAGCUCCUCAACAUCUCUGUAUAUUCCAGUACCAGGCAGGCCAACACCACCAGGGGUACCACAGCUAGCCACAGGCAGAAGUUCUCCUGAGACUAAGACACUCGCAAACCCAGCCAUGACCUCCACAGCUUCCAUAGUUCUAACCGCUCCAGUGGGGGCUACAGCAACACCUCAACCACGAGGGACAUCUUCUUCCUCCUUGUAUAUCAGCCCAGCGCUGCAGCAACCCAGCGUGGUGAGCAGCUCUCUGCUACCAAGCCAGCCAUAUCCUGUUGUCUCCCCAGCUACUCCACGACCUGCUUCUGAGCCCUUAACAUCCAGGGAGCAGCGGAUUGCAGUGCCAGCCCCCCGAACUGGCAUCUUGCAGGAGGCUCGCCGGCGGGGCAGCAAGAAGCCCAUGUUCAAUACCAUAGAAGAGAAGAAGAAAAAUUCACCCAACCCUGAGCUUCUGUCUCUGGUGCAGAACCUGGAUGAGAAACCCAAAGGCGACCACCCAGGGGUGGGCUUUGAGUCUGGGCCUGAGGAGGACUUCCUCAGCCUAGGAGCUGAGGCCUGCAACUUCAUGCAGUCUUCAGGCCGCAAGUUCAAGGCCCCUCCCCCAGUGGCUCCUAAGCCUCAGCAGCAAGGUGCCUCUGCCGGACUAGUAAAUGGUGCCCGUGACAUGCCACAGCUGAAGGGAAAAGGGGCAGAGCUUUUCGCCAAGCGACAGAGCCGCAUGGACAAGUUUGUGGUAGAGGCAGCACCGAAGCCAGGCUCCAAGCCCAGGGCCCCCUCACCCACUCCUUCUCUACCAUCAUCAUGGAAGUAUUCAUCCAACAUCCGUGCCCCACCCCCAAUAGCUUACAACCCCUUGCAUUCCCCCUUCUACCCCCUGGCAGCAAGCAAGUCUCAGGCUAGCAAAGCAGAGAGCAAAGUGAAAAAGGCACCCAGCCAGAAAUCGGGGAUCAAGGCCAUUGAUUUCAUGCGCCACCAACCCUACCAGCUAAAGUCAGCCAUGUUCUGUUUUGGGGAGCCCCCAAGCACUGACACACAGAACCCUCCACCCCAGCCAGCCCAACAGUCCAGCUUGUCUUUCACCCCAGCCAAGCAGGUGCCUGUGAAAACAGCCAGGACCUACGAGAUCCGGCGGUUCUCCACACCUGCUCCCAUGCCCACUUUGAGCAGCCUGGCACCCACAGUCCUCACUCCCCGCUCCGCCACCACACUGGAUGAGCCAGUGUGGAAGACGGACAUGACUUCCUCUGCACCCUCCACCCCUGCCCCUUUUCAGGCCGGUCCCAGCCAGGCCCCAAAGCUGUACCAAAGCUCCCCAGAGCUCAGUCAGGUGGGCCAAGGGACUCCCCCACACCCAGCCUCCUCCUCCGGGUUCCAGGUAGCUAGACCCAGGUUCUCAGCAGCUAAAACUGGGAUGCAGGCGCAUGUGUGGAGGCCAGGCUCUGGGCACCAGUGAACCAGUAGCUGUCUCCUCUACCCCUUCCCCCAUGGGCACGACUGGGUGUGCAACCAAGAUAGUUUCCUUGGGUUUUCUUUAAAGUGAGCUCAAUAAAUUGAGGUGUGUGAAGCAAGAGGCAGAAAGGAGGGGGGACUCCCUUCACGGUCCCCCAUCCCCCUUUGUUUUCAGCCUGGCAGCAUCAAUAUGAGCUUUCCCAGCUGUAGCUAGAGUCAGAGGACGCAGGAGGAAAGCAGAGACAGGGCGAUAGUCUCCAGCCUGCUUCUGCCCACAUCUACAUGGCAAUGAAACCCAAAUGGGGGAAUGGGAGGGGCAGACUGUCAUGCUAAGGGAUGGGUAGCACUUUUCAUCUCCAAUGGGCUUUAGAAACAGGACUCUGUUAACCCUUUCAGUGCCCUAGUAAGGCAGUUGCCGUCCCAUCACUGCAGACAACAAGGCACGGUGUGCAGAAGGAUCCCACCCAGGCUCACAAGGGAAGUGAGUGGCGGAGACAUGACUAUAACCCAGGGUUGACCCCACCCCAAUGAAGUGAGAAAUGAGACAGUGUUUCCCAGGCCUGCCUUUGCAGGGGAGCAGCAGGUGCUUUAGGGGACACUGGGACAGUAAGGGGGUGUGGGCAUCUACUCAGAGUCACAGAACCUCUGCUCGCCCUGCUCAGGACAGCCAUGGAGUGCUCAUACUCUUCCAGCAGCCAGGGCUGUGUUUGAGAUGCCAGCGGAGUCCCACCCUGGGAAUUCCAGCUUCCUGGAGCCCUUCACCCAAGGAGGUGAUCCCAGCUGGCUCCAAGCAGCAGAGAGUAGCUUGGAGGGCUGAAAGGUCGAUGUGGGCCUGUAGUAAGUCUGGAGGAAUGUGAGAGGGAAGGAGGGGUUUCCUGGGAAGCCAGAAGAGCAAAGUGAGGCCCAGCUACUGACUGUGUAGUUCAGAUGCUGUAUAUGGGAGAGAUGGUUCUGUGGGAGAGUGCUGUGCAGGGCUAGCUUGUGAUGGAGUUGGAGCUGACUUUUUGGGUCAGUCUCCUCUCUGGCAGGCGUUUUGGCUGCUGGAGUGGAGGCGAUGAGCAAUGUGAAGUUCCCUUGAGGACUCUUUGCUCAGCUGAGGAGGUCGGCCCCUCACAUGGGCUGACCCAGCCCAGCUGGAGGCAAUGGGGAGAAGAGUAGAGUAACCCAGUUAGAGCUUCCCCAGAGGGUUUGAUAGUUAUAGAAUAGCCUAAAAUCCCCUGGAAAGUAUCAGCCACUCACCUCCUCCACUGGCACUGACAGUAGGUGGUUAGUCAUUCCUUUCAUAACUUGGUUUAGGGCAGGAUGGCCUCAGACACCUGAGCUGUGCAUAGACUCUUCCCUACACCAAGGACAUGUGACAAGGGAGCACUUCCCUCCCCCGGCAGCCAUGCAGGAUAUCAGCAAGGGCCAUGGGUGAGUGGGUGCAUGCUGAGCUCUGGGCUGCACAUUUCCUGCAUUCUGCCUUCCUUCUCUUCAACCUUGCCCCCUCCCUCUUGUUUCAGCUGCUUUCCUAGCCUGAUCCUGCAGACAGGAGAAAGCAUGCACGCUGCUGAUGCCAAAGGAGUGGGAGUGGGGCCACCACCACUGAAUUCACAACCCUCUCCGCCUUCCCCCCACCCCACCUGAUGACCUCCAAGGAGUGAGACUCUGAGACUAGGGCCAUGACUGCACUACAGUGGCCCAGCUACAGCGCUGUAAUCAUGCCACUGUAACCUCAUUGGAUAGAUGCAGACUACCACAGCGGAACGGGGUUUUUCAUUGCAGUAGGAGCCUCCCCAAGCAACGGUAGCUAGGUUGACAGAAGCAUUCUUCCAUCUUUACCAGAGGUUAGGCUGCCAUAGCUAUGGUGCUCAGGAGUCUAGAUUUUUCACACCGCUGAGUGCCUCAGCUAUGUUAACAUAUGUGUUAAGUGUAGACCAGGCCUAAGCUAUGAACCCCUAGCCCAGGCUGUGAGCUGUCUCCAAGUCAGCAGGCAUGGUCCUUCCUUUGAAUUCUGAUUCAAGAUUAAAGGAGACUGAUCUAAAGCUUUGGGUCAGCAAAACCGGGUUCAGUUCAGGCAGAGACGUGAACUCAGAAGAGAGCACAGAACAGCCCUGUUUCCACUGUCUGACCAAACUGGGUCUGAAAACAGUUUGGCUGGAACAGCACUUAAACCAAACCCAAACUUGCUUUCUACACAUGGUCUCAAGCCCAGUGUCAUCAGGCCCUAUGACAUAGGUCCCUUUUCAAUGAGAGACUAGAGCUCCUGCAUGCCCCAUUGGUACAUGGUUCUAGAGCUUUCUGGUACCUCGUCCCAAUGGUCUGCUGGGACAGAGAGAGUCGGGGAACCUAACACAAUGAGAGGCAGCUCUAUCAUUGGGAUAGAUGGAACAAAAUCAAAGUAAAAUAAACAUAUUCUCAUGCCAGCUCCAUUCACAUUCGACCCAGUCCAGCUGGGCCACUGUGUCCCGGACCCAGAGCUUGUAGUGCAUGUUCCACUGGGAGCUCUGAGGCAGAAACAACAGGACUGGAGACAGUGGCAGUCUCUCCAGGCUUCACUCACCAGCCCAGCAGCCACCAGCAGAGCUGAGGGGAACUUCCCAAAGGGCCCUUCAUCAAUGAGAAAUGGUGCAGCUCAGGUGAUUUGCACCAGAGUCAGAGCCCCCCAUAUUAGCCUUGGCUGGGUGUGAGCAGCCAUGCUGUGAGGCCCUACCUGAGUUAGUGUCCUCACUAGUACUGCACUCUCCCAUGUGUGUUGUUAGGACUUAAAGGGUCAUAGCUCAUGGCUUUCUGUACGGCAGUAACCUGAGCUCCUGUGUGAUUGUUUCCCAGAGCAUUUGAGGAGAACUUGUCUCUCCUUCUGGGCACACAGGAGGAAUUGGGGGAAGGUGCUGGAGGACUAUCAGCGCUCAGAUGGUUUGGUCCACACUGCAAAGUGGGUGGGUUACCAGCCCAAGUGAAAGCCUGACCUGGGCUUUAGUUUAUAGACCCAUGAUGAGUUAAUUAGCCCCGGUGGGAAGCACCAUUAAACUCAGAUAACAGCUAGAGUUUUGUGUGUGGACAGGCAUGAGGUUGGGGCUGUGAAAAGCUUGAGUUAACUCCCUAGUGAAGACAGACCCUUAGAAAAUAAAGAGGUUGCUCUAAUACCACUGGCUGUCAGAGAAUUACCCAGAGGAGACUGGGCGUGUUCUCAGGGAGUGACUGUGUUGGGAGCUCCAGUUCAGCACACAAGAGUCUCAGGAAGAACGAGUAUCUGAAACUGGGAUUAAUGGUGAUUUAAUCUGACCUAGUUUGAGUCCUAAUAUGGAGAAAUGUACUAACGUGAGAGUAAGAGGUCAGAACAGGGAGGGUGGGGGUGGUGCAUUGGAUAUGGGAUUUCACCCCUAGAAACCUGGAGUCAAAUCCGUAUCCAGAACCAAGUUAGAGGAGUCUCAGAUGGCUCUCAGCCUAGCGUUUUGCUGACAUCAGUUCACGUCACAUCCUGACCCCACCGUUGUCCACCUGUGUUCAGGCAAGGACCAGGAUUGGAGCAGCAGGGGAAGCUGCAGGCCAGGACUGAGGGCUACAAUAGACAUGAGGUGUGAGUCACGAUUGAGAUGCAUGCAUCAGCUGAGCUGUACCUGGGACUGGGAAGAAGUCUACACAGUACCCGCCUGCACCAUUGCUGGCUUCUGCCACUAUUGCCAGCAUCUAUGCAGGAGAGACCCAGAGGUGUCACAGGACAGAAUACAAGAGGUGCAUUUUUAGCAUGAGGUGGGAUUCAGUGCAACUAAAGUGAGCCUCCUCCCAGGACUGCAGCUGGGAACUUACUGCUGUUAUUUCACUACCUCACACCAGAGCAGGGAAAAAACUCCCCCAACUAGAACAGGAAGUGGGGAGGAGUGGUUCAUGGCUCCAUCCCAUAACUACUCUGGAGAAGCCAGUUACCCCUCUCAUGACCACUUGCCGAAAGUGGGGCAGCUCACUGUCACAUGGGAGGCCCUCUGAAGGGCCAGGCACCAGCCUCCCUGUGACAAGCUCUGCUAAGGAGAAUGAGCCAACCUAGAUCCACCUGGAGAUGGUUAAUGGGAUGAGUAACUGGGUGGUAGUUAAUUACUACCCGAACACUGUGGCCUGCAAGGGUUAGGAGUGCCCCAUUCACAAAUUAAUGACCACCCAGCUAAUUAUCCCAUUAACCAGCCCUAGGCGGAUCUGGGUUGGCUCAUUCUCCGCAGUGGAGUUUUUCGCAGGAGGCUGGUGCCUGACCCCUUAGAGGCCAGCUCCUGUGACUUCUGCCUGCAGCCUACCUUAAUUGUAAAAUUCACCAGCUGUUUAGGCAGAAAGUUUGUGUAAAGUUCUAGCUCACCACCAUGUUGCAGAGACAGGCCCAACCCUCACUGAGCAUUUGGACACUUAGUGAGGGGUCCAUUUUAUAGAUCCCCAUGGUUUUCCCUUCUCUCUUUGGCAUGUUUGUAGGUUACAAAAUUACAGGGAUUGCAAGAUAGGAAAGGUAUUUAGGUCUCCCUAGAUUCAGAAUAGAAGAGCCCACUGUGGCAUCCACCAGCAGAGGUAGUACUAGCCCAUUGGGGGCCCUAAGCAGGAAUAUUUGUGCCCCCCCAACACAUAAUAAAAAGGGAUUAGGGGCCCUCCUUGAGCUGCUCCAGGCCCUAUGCAAUUGCUUAGUGUACUUAUGCCUAGUGCUGGUGGCUCUGAGUAGAAGCUUUGAGCUAAUGGGCUGGCUGAGGUGGAGAUGUCGCAUAUGAGUCUGGUAUGAAGAAGCAGCUGCCUUUGGCCACAGCAGCUGCUCCCCACUCCCCUCCCCUGAGUCUUGAUGAUAGAGGAGCAGGAAUAAGACUAGGGAACAGCUGUGUGUGCCCGUGGGAAAGUGAGGAUAAGCUGAGGACAGGCUUCCAAAGGAGGGCACAGGGGCUCCUGCCUACAGAUAACUAGGGCCCUACCAAAUUCAUGGUCCAUUUUGGUCAAUUUCAUGGUCAUAGGAUUUAAAAAAUUGUAAAUUUCAUGAUGUCAAUUAUUUAAAUCUGAAAUUUCAAGGUGGUGUAAUUUCAGGGGUCCUGACCCAAAAAGGAGUGGUGGUGGUGGUGGUGAUGGGUUGCACUGUUGCUACUCUUACUUCUGCGUUGCUGCUGGCAGUGUCACUUCCUUCAGAGCUGGGCAGCUGGAAAGUGGCAGCUGCUGUCCAGAAAUCCAGCUCUGAAGGCAGAGCUGCCACCAGCAGCAGCACGGAAAUAAGGGUGGCAUGGUGUGGUAUUGCCACCCUUCCUUCUGUGCUGCUGCCUGCAGAGCUUGACCCUCAGUCAGCAGCUGCCAUUCUCCGGCUUCCCAGCUUUGAAGGCUGCAGAAGUAAGGGUGGCAAUACCGCAAUCCCCCUAAAAUAACCUUAUGACACCCUCCCGUGCAACUCCCUUUUGGGCAGGACCCCCAUUUGAGAAACAUUGGUCUCCCCAGUGAAAUCUGUAUAGUAUAGGGUUAAAGCACACAAAAAAAACAGAUUUCAUGGGGGGAGAGCAGAUUUCGUGGGCCGUGACACAUUUUUCACAGCCAUGAAUUUGGUAGGGCCCUAAAGAUAACCCAUCACCUGCAGAAGAGCAGGUCUGUUCUCCAGUCGGAUUCAGCGUCCCCUCUCUCUCCGCAGCAGGAGUAUUUGGGACUAGAUACCUGGAGGACAUUGCCAUCCCCUCCCCAAACCUCUUUUCAGGGGCCUAUGGGGUUUGUAGCUGCUCUUGAUGGAUAACAACUGAGAUGUUGUUAGCUGUGCCCUGAAGGUAAGCAGUGUCAUCUCCCUUUCACUUCCACACACCCCUGGCCUAGGCACCACUGCACUAAGGACACCUGUAGGAACACCCCUCUUUUGUUUUCCCAUUUGUUUAUCACACACUAGUCAGGUACAACCAAGGAUUGUUCCCUAGCUACAUUUUGCUCCCCUCCUUCUGCAGGGUCUAGCAGUUCCCCUGUGCUCCUGUGAAGAAAUUUGUCAGUGCUCAGAGAGGGGGAUGGACCUGAGGGGUAGUGACCGUGGAAGGAGAACCAGGUUUGGUUUCUAUAUGUAUGGAAAUAGUUUUCUUUUGUGUUUUUGAUUUACAGUCACUUUACACUUGUUUGUGCAGAGGAAUAAACUUCUGAUAUGCACUUU